CUGAGCGCAGGUAUCAAAACUGUGGGACAGAGAUGCCGAGGGAACCAGAUUCUGCUUAUGUUGAGCCCAUCGCAACAAAUCCUUAUUACAACUGCAGAAAAUUUGUAAGACUGUCAAGCGACGAAGACUCUCCCUCUUACCAAAACGUGGCUGGUCCAUCCGGAAGCAGAAGAUGCUUCUUUGUGGACAUGGAUAUUUACGAGAACAGCGCAGAGAUCCAGUUGUGGAGAGAAUCACAGGUUUCCGACGAAGACUCCCACUCUUACCAAAACGUGGCUGGUCCAUCCGGAAGCAGAAGAUGCUAUAAUGCCGAUGAUGAACCAGAUUGUAUCAAUGCAGCCACAGACAGCAGGAAGCACAGGGGGCCCCAUGAGAAAUACUGA
This is a messenger RNA of Elgaria multicarinata webbii, 383 nucleotides long. RefSeq names its product linker for activation of T-cells family member 2-like. The transcript is spliced from 8 exons. The record is from RefSeq and is a predicted model, not a curated record. The coding region runs from base 33 to 383 and encodes 116 amino acids. NCBI's taxonomy places the organism in Eukaryota, Metazoa, Chordata, Lepidosauria, Squamata, Anguidae. Gene Ontology annotation, cellular component: plasma membrane. Gene Ontology annotation, biological process: B cell receptor signaling pathway; B cell activation; calcium-mediated signaling.